AUGUCUUCCGCGUCACAUAUCCAGACCGUGUCCAACCGGUCCGGCAAAUCGUCGACCGCACGGGGCCGUCCAGCACCGCCGGAAUUCGCACAAAUGCCGAACAUCAAGGACCUCAGAUACUUUAUCCCAUCAGCCGCCACGGCAGCCAUCUACCUCUAUGCUCAAGGGCCAACAAUAGUAUGCUGUCAUCACGAUACUCUCACUAUCGAUCGGAGGUUCACACGGCACGUUGACGAUGUUCAACUUCUUGCCGUGGACACCCAGAGCGAAAUGGGCGCUGGCCGUUUUGUCGUGAGCUAUGACGCCGGCCAGACCGCCAUUGUCUGGGAUCUGAUGACUGGCGAUGAGAUAUCUCGCUUUGUUUCGUACGAGACGCUUACAGUCGCCUCGUGGAUGCGUAACGGAAACGUUGCGUUUGGAAACACGCAGGGAAACAUUAUCCUUUUUGAACCAACAACAUCCGAGCACAUCUCAGCUCGGACGAUUGACCAAAUUGCAGUAACGGCAUUGGCUCCUUCAUCUGACUGUCGGACCUUUGCUAUCGGCUACCAAAAUGGAUCACUCCUAGUCGCCACUCUGCAGCCUCGCUUCACCAUCUUGCAUAACUUGACGACUUCGAGAGGCCCAUCACCUAUUGUCACCCUUUCCUGGCAUGCGUCGUCCUCGAGGCAAAAGUCAGAUAUGUUGGCUGUACAGACACACGAUGGCGACCUGCGGGUCUGGAGUGUGGCCAAGUCGUACAACGCCGACGACCCCGCCAAGGUGGUCAGAGUGCUCCGGAGGAACGAGAACUUCCUGUCUGGCCCUAAUUGGAUGGGGUGGUCCAAGAACGGCCGUAUCAUCCAGUACUCAGAUUCCGAAACGUUUUCGUGGGACGUAAGGACCAAGCAUGUCACCAAGGACUCCAUUCCCACCCUUGAGCAUGUAAAAGGCCUGGCCGUCUACGGUCCUGGAGCCAGUCUUUUUACCAUUGGACCAAACAAUACUGUGCAGCAGUUUGACCUCAACUCUCCGGCCAUCAUGGUAGCAAACGUACAACACCCCGCUGGUGUUCUCCCACCAUCGCCUCCCACCUCAGAAGAGACGGGGGGCCGAUCAGUGCAUUCCGCAACGACCAUCCAUACCUCAGAGUCCGAGUCUAGCUCUGUCCCUCUUGAGAUGGGCAUCUCUGAAAGCGAUGACGACCACCUAUCCCCUUUCCAGCGACUGGCAAAGCGCAACGCACCUGAAGUAAGAAACGAAAUAUAUGACUCAGGCAGCCAGGCCUCCAGCCACUCAUCCUUGUCAAAGUCUUCGGCAGGCUCCCGCACACCCGGCAGACAGGCUGGCUCACUGAGAUCGCGAGGAAUGACUGAGGGGACAUACAUCUCCGCUGGUUCAUCCUUGAAAACCUCAACAGUUGGACGGCGGGACGUGGACAAUUAUUCGAUGGGCUACACGCUUCCUAGCACGAGUGGUCCGUCGUUGGCCUCGUCCAAAUCAAGACAACAUCGCCCAUCUCGAUUGCGACACGAGGUGCCUAGGAGCCCUGAUGAUGCCAAGGUGCAGGACCUGUUCAAGUACACUCGCUCACGCCUAAGCGAUCUUCCAUACAAACAUCCAAUGCCCGCAAGCCAAACUAAUCCUACCAAUGACGAUCUGCGUCGACAGAUGCUCAGCACCAUCUUCGGAUGGAACAAGGAAGUAGACGACUUGAUUCGCGAUGAGAUGAGUCGUUAUCCCGCAGGAUCGGCAAACCGCAUCUUGCUCGCAAAGUGGUUGGGCGAUAUCGAUUCAGACAUCAUGGCUGCUGGCUCUCAGAAUAUGACGUCUCAAGACUGGAUGCUGCUGGCCUUGAGCGGAAUCGGUGGUCAGGCAUCUCAGCACAAGCUCGGCCGCGUCUACGUCCAACGCCUCUUGGAGAACGGCGAUAUCCAUGUUGCAGUGACAAUUAUGCUUGGCAUGGGUGACUACAAUGAUGCCAUUGAAGUCUACAUCUCGCAUAAGAGAUACAUGGAGGCUCUCAUCCUCACUUGCGUGGCAUUCCCAAGUGUCUGGGAGCGACAAGCUGCCAUUGUGCGUAAAUGGGGCGAGUGGGCUGUUAAGCACGGUCAGCAACAGCUGGCGAUUCGUUGUUUUGCCUGCACCGACCAAGAAUCCUCGGAGCCUUGGACUUCACCAUCAGCUGCUCAGCUCAACUUCCAAAACAUCACACCGAGCAUCCCCGAGAUGUUGAGCCCUCCGCUGUCUCCCCCAGGAGUUCAGAGGGGCCCUCAGCGCAGUGUCGCCAAAGCGUCGGCGCUGAAGCUGAUCACGUCGUUUGGAGACCCAAAUCAAAAGUCCAAGUUUUACUCGCAGGCUGAUGGCGGCCAAACACCUAUCGCGGCCGGAGUAACACCUAUUGCUGAAUCGGCCAUAUCUCCCUCAAACGGCUUUGACCCUGCGACUGCGUUUCUUCGGCCAUCGGGCAAUAGUAGAUUUAAUACGCCAACAUCAGCUCGCCCCGUCCAGGGUUUCAAUCGUGGCCGAUUACCAUCCAUUGGAGAGGCCACUCUUGAUAGGAAUACUCUAAAGCCCAUUGAUAACAUCGCGAAAAUUGUUGACGCACCCCCGCAGCGGGCGAGCCAUUCCCGCAAGUCGUCCGCCACUCAAGACAAUAUGACGACGGGUCUUGCGAUGCAGCGCGCUGCUACAGCCAGCCCCAUGAUGAUGAGAGACCAGUAUCAACGUGUCGUUCAGGGGUACUCGGGAGAGCGGCCACCGUCUCCUGAUCAUACCAUCAUGAGCAGAUUACAGGAAGUCCACUCGACGCAGCGGAACGGCUCCCGUGAUCGGAUUCCCUCGCAUCUGCAUUUGCAGCUGCAGCCUCUGGCUCAACCGACAGACGCCAUGUCCCCUGAUCAGUCUGCCGCCUCAUCUACUCGCUUCCACUGGCCAUCUCGGACACGUCGUGGCACUGGUCCUCCUGUUGCCGGAUCUGUGGCAGGCUCCAUUACAUCCACCUCGAGCGCUGGCCGGAGUCACAAAUCGAACCCCCGGCACAGGGAUGAUUAUAUCCAUAGCCUGGAGGCGGCUCAGAGUUACUCAAGGAGAGCUGGAAGCAGGACGAGGAGCAAAGAGAGGAUGAGAGAUGUGUCUGCCGGUCGCCAUGGCAGCCGGGAGCGGCGAGCCAAGUCGCGCGAUCCUUCAGAAGAGCGCGGUAGAGCUUCAGCCAGAUCUUGGACAAAGGCCAAAAGAUCCCCCACGUCCCCUGUACCAAUGUCACCGGAAGACUUGGCCAUCCUCAGCAAUCAAACUUUUAGCAACAACGUUGAGCCCCUGACGAUUCGGAAAGCAAGCGUAAUAAGGGGUAAGACGGGUGGAAGGAGCCGAUCGGCUCCGCGAUCACCACCCUCGCCAGUGCCAAUGUCGGCGACAGCUCUGCAUUAUCAGGGAUCGGAGGAUGAGGAAGAUUUUAGAGCUGCCAUGCAGGCGCAAGAAGAAUUCAGAGCCAAGCACAGCAGGAGCGUUGGCCACAACAUCAAUUCUCCAGCCGUAAGUCGACGGGAAUACGCGGAAAGCCGACGAAGAGAGCCAACCGAAUCUCGAGAAGCCGCCCCAAUAGACUUGAGCCACACUGUACACAUACGAGCUGCAUCUACCGAGCACGCCGGCGACUUGAAGAAAAUGAAGGAUGAGAGGCAGCGCAAAAAGGAGCAGGCCGCACGAGAGCUAGAAGAGCGUCGAAAGUCUCUUGCAAAGCGACAACUGGGUCCUCAAAUCCCACACCCAAGCGAGAUAUCUCCUGGCUUUCCUCCGAUUCUGGUGGAGGCCGAGGAUGAGACACUCCCGGAUGACCUCCCUCCUCGCUCUGCAACAGAACCUCCGAGGAGCAUGUAUGCGCGAAAUGGACCACACAUCGGCCUUCCUGCUACUCCCAAGGCGAUGAGACUCAUUCUCCGGUCGGACGAUGACCAGUAUGAAGACCUCACCCCUCCACCAGUGCCCGCAACAUUCUCCCAGAAGUAUUCCCCGCAAAGCUCACCAGGGUACUCUCCGCAAUACUACACAGAGAAGAAGAAGGUGGUGCAGAGGGAAGAAGAAGACCUACAGCAACGACAAUAUCAACCACCGCCGCCGCCGCCGCCGCCACCACCACCACCUCAGCAACAGCAGCAGCAGAAGCAACAGGAGGAGGAGCAGCCACUGACACUGCUGCCAUCGACCGUCUAUCAACUGCCGUCAACAACUUAUCAACCUCCAUCUCGACCCAUGAUUCCGCGAAGCAUGUCGGCACCAAUCCCUGAGGAACCCUCUCAUCAAACUCGUUUCGGGAGAAAGGGGAGUGCGAAUGAGGGCAGGGGCCUCGAUGACAUUGUUGAGACAGAAUGGCGCCGGCAAGUGAACAACCUGGUGCCCCCACCACCACCGCCCCCUCCUUCGGCGCCCGCUACUUUCUUGAAGGAGCUGCAACAUCUAGCUAUGCCUCCUCCUCCCCCUCCGCCCCCGCUGCCACACGUACGACGCCAGCCGCCCGUUGCUGGAACGUUGGCCUCGGGUAUGAUUGAGAUUGUCAUGGAUGAAACCGAUACGGAGGAACCCAUGAUGGCCGCUCCAAAUGACGGCAUGGUACCGGUGAUUCCUCCUCCCGAACCGCCUGUCAAGGCCCACAAUCGCGGCCGCAGCCUCGGAGAGGGCAGCCUUUCUGGCCGCAUGACCAAGACGAACGAACGUCUCCGUUCAGGCAGCCGUAGCCGAAAGGAGGGAUCCAUCAGCAUCAAAUCACCCCCGCUUGACAUGUACGGCGAUGGUGGCAAUUCCUUUAGCCAGCUUAGAUCUCCUAUGGCUGGUAUUCCUCCUCCCGUUCUCUAUGAUCGAGACGCCAUUCGAUCGCCAAUCGAGGGGCACGGAAGAAAACUGUCGUCGGCUGGCCUGCACGGUAGUGGCAUGUUCUAA
Trichoderma harzianum CBS 226.95 is the source of this 4914-nucleotide messenger RNA. RefSeq lists its product as hypothetical. Gene Ontology annotation, cellular component: nucleus. Lineage: Eukaryota; Fungi; Ascomycota; Sordariomycetes; Hypocreales; Hypocreaceae. Gene Ontology annotation, molecular function: transcription factor binding. Gene Ontology annotation, biological process: positive regulation of transcription by RNA polymerase II. The record is from RefSeq and is a predicted model, not a curated record. The coding region runs from base 1 to 4914 and encodes 1637 amino acids. The transcript has 4 exons.